Melopsittacus undulatus (budgerigar) is the source of this 2205-nucleotide messenger RNA. RefSeq names its product HAUS augmin-like complex subunit 6. Gene Ontology annotation, cellular component: HAUS complex; mitotic spindle microtubule. Lineage: Eukaryota; Metazoa; Chordata; Aves; Psittaciformes; Psittaculidae. The record is from RefSeq and is a predicted model, not a curated record. Bases 1 to 2205 code for a protein of 734 amino acids. Gene Ontology annotation, biological process: spindle assembly. Gene Ontology annotation, molecular function: microtubule binding. The transcript has 16 exons.
AUGGGCUACCAGCCCGCUCUGCCCUCUGCAGGCCGCAGCCCCGUGAGAGGCGCUCCCUACGGCCAGCGCGCGCAGCUCCGCUGCCCCUCGGGGCGGGCUCUCCGCAGGGCCCCUUCACGACGGCUGCGGCGCACGCGCGCGGCCUCCUCGGUGCGCCGCGCGCCACAGCCCCCGCGAGGCAGACGGCAGCUCUCGCGACGUUUGGGCGUCCCGCGGCAAGGCGGGAUUGGAGUCCGCGCGCGCUUUGGUAGCGGGCGGCGGGAAAUGAUGGCGGAGUGUUGUCCGUCAGGCCAGCCGGGUUCCCGUCAGCCUCAGCCUCAGCCUCAGCCUCAGCGGGUGGUGCUCCCUGACGCCCCCGGCUCUAUGGAAAGCAGGUGGAAGAAACACCAUCUCUGGCUGUACGUGCUGGCGUUGGGCUUCGAGCCGGAGACUAUCGGCGCCUCCAGCUUACUGGGCACGAAGAUAUUCAGUGUACCAAAUAUCGAAGCGCUUCACGUUAUUGCCACCUUCUUGUUUGAAAAGUUGGAUCCGGCUCGGGCAGCAGAGGCUUUCAGAAACUGUGGCUCUGCAGAUCUGUAUUUUAUGAAGCAGUGUUUUAUAUGGCUGAAAGACAUUGAAAAGAAACACCAAGGCUGUCUUCAGCAUGUUACAGCAUCUUCAUUAACUUCUCCUGGAGGUUCUAAAUUUAUUCGUGUGUUCUAUUCGUUUACAAAGCACGUACUGGUUGAGGACAUGAAAAAGAAUUCUGUAGGCACUGAUGAACUUAUUGCCAAAGCUGUAAAUUUGAGAAGUAGGAAUAUACACAUGGCAAAGGCAAGAUGCAGAGUUGCAUACAAUAAACUUCUGCAAAUUUUUCUAAAGGAACACUUCAUUAUUCAAGAAUAUCAGAAAAAAGCAUGGCUUUUAGUUAAAGAGAAAGCCCGGAUAAAGUCUGAAUAUACAGUCCUCCAAACACAGUAUUGGAAGAUGAAACAAAAUACUGAAAACAAAAAUGAUAAAACUGAGAGAAUUCAAAAGGUCCGCAGCAUGUGGACGCUUAUACAGGGAAUACUUACAUCUCUGAAAAAAGAAAAGGAAGUUGUGGAUUCUAUACUUGAUGUACUUGAAGAUGGUAUCAUUUUGGAUGGAACUAAAGUUGUUGUCCAUGUUCCACAGUUUUUGAGUUACAGAGUUGAAAAUGAUGUGUACCAAUGUUUUGUGGGGAAUGCAUAUGAAGCUGAAAGUCUCAAUUUCUUAGCAGUCAUCCAGUUAUUAAAUGAAGCCCUCAGGUCAUUGAGAGAUGAACACUUUCAGUUUGAAUUAGAAAAAUGUCUUUCUGUAGUUGAGAAGAAGCACAUGUGCCACAAAUCACUACAGCGUUUGAAAGUGAGGAGGCUAGAAAUAGAGCAACAUCAUCGUGUGUCAAGUGAAUCUAUUUCUAGAGAACAGGAAGACUGGAAAAUGAAGUGGAAAAGCCUUCUUGGCCUGUGUUCUUUUUAUUUCAUCUUAAAUCAGGAUCAAGAGUUGACAGCUGUUCACCAUUCUUCUAGAGCUGCAGAGGAAGAUCAAGGUUUUUGUCAGCAUCUACUGUCAGUUUCAGAUGUUUUGGACUCUAUUCCUGAAGAAAGUUGCGAGAAAGAUGAUGGGGCAUUGGAAACGAUGAUGGAUAAACCAACGCCACCAUGUUUCUCUUCAGCGGCUUUGGAGAUGGCAAAAGCAUCUGAAUACAGAGAAUUGUUAGCUGAACAGGUUGCAGAAGCAGUGGUGUCUGGGUCGACUCCGAAUGGUGAGAGAAAAGGAAUGGCAUUAGACGAUCUUACUCUCUCAUUGUCUUUUGACCCAUUUAUAACAAGAAAGCAAAUUCCCCGCACUCCAGAAAAUCUGCUUACAGAAGUCAGAUCAUGGAGAAAAGCAAUUACGACUGAGGACUCAUCAGACAUAAAGCUGAACUUACCUGAGGUAACAAUAGAGGAAGGUCCAGUGGAUACGUACGUCUAUAAGAAGAUCGCAGGCUCUAGACUUACGUGCUUUGACCCUGCAUCUUCUGUACCUGACUUUGAUCCUGCCCCAUCAGAAAGCAAGUCCCAAUUAAGUUCUACAGAAUUUAGACCUCAAAAGCAGAUGAGGAUAAGUCAUAUUGAAUCUCCAGUUUCAGAAGCAUCUGGAAUACAAGAAAGUGAGAGAACUGAAGCACAGGGGUUAAAAAAAUACUGUUUUGAACAAUAG